UCCAAGUAACCCCAAAUGUAAGCCAUCCAGUCCCAGAAUGCGGAUCGUUUACUGUAAUGCGCUGUCCGCGCUUUUAAUCCUCCAAGCCACCGUCAUCAUCGAGGCAAGCGAUUGCGUGCUUUGCAAGAUUCUGGACCACGCAAAAAAACAUAAUCCUCUUCUAUCGGCCAACCUCAGCAUCAAAGGGGGUCUUCAGUUUUCUGACGGAUUCGAGUCACAGUCCCAAGGCCAGCAUCCAGCUCUCCAAGACCAAAAUGAGGACCAACACCGCGCACAGGGCCACGUAAAUGUGCAGCUAAAGAUUCAACAUCAGAGACCAGACCAAAAUGGAAUUACAGGAAACAUUCUAAACCAACCAAGACCGCGUCAAUCAGAGCUACAGAACAAUUUGGAUGGCGAUGCGACUCACGAGACUAUGCAUUAUCCGAGCUCAGUCCCGUCGGUUCAGCAAUCGUUUUACAUCGAUGGCCAGAGAGAUUUACAACAGAAAACGUUCUUCAAACAACUUAAAAAAAAUCACUUCACGCAGGCCGACAUUGAAAUCGACAGGAAGCUGAAGACGGUUGAGCUUAUCAAGAAGUACGGAUAUCCGGUAGAGACCCAUUUCGUGACCACAAAAGAUGGCUACAAGCUCUGCAUGCACCGCAUGCCGCGACCGGGUGCUCAGCCCAUUUUACUAGUCCACGGACUCAUGUCCAGCUCAGCGGCUUGGGUGAUGAUGGGCCCGGCAAAUGGACUAGCCUACAUACUGUUCCAAAAGGGCUACGAUGUCUGGAUGCUGAACACCCGUGGCAAUAUCUACUCCAAGGAGCACACGAAAAAGUUUAUCAGACUACAAGAAUACUGGGACUUCUCCUUCCACGACAUCGGUACCAACGAUGUGCCAUCGUCCAUCGACUUGAUCCUGGAGCGCACGAAUUUCCAGAAGAUUCAGUACAUUGGGCACUCUCAGGGCUCAACUGUAUUCUUCGUUAUGUGCAGCGAACUCCCCGAGUACUCCAGCAAAGUGAUUCUCAUGCAGGCCCUCUCCCCGACAGUGUAUAUGCAGCAGACUCGCAGUCCGGUGCUCAAGUUCAUGAGCUUUUUCAAAGGACCCCUGACGAUACUAUUCGAGCACCUCGGAGGCCACGAGAUUUCCCUGAACACAAAGCUCAUCCAUCAGUUCCGGAACCACAUCUGCUCGGUCAACGAGAUCACGAGCUUAAUAUGCGGAGUCUUUGACUUUGUCCUAUGUGGCUUCAAUUGGCAGGGCUUCAAUCGGACUCUGACUCCCAUCAUCGUCGGUCACGCUUCCCAGGGAGGCUCCACCAAACAGAUCCAUCACUACGCCCAGUUGCACAUGAAUCUCUACUUCCGGCGCUAUGACCAUGGUCCGACUAAAAACCUCAUACGCUACCACUCCAUCUCUCCACCAUCCUACAACCUGUCGCAGACGCAGUGCAGGGUGGUCCUGCAUCACGGGGCCAACGAUUGGCUGGCCUCUGGCUCGGACGUCACCAACCUGCAGCAGCGUUUGCCGAACUGCAUUGAGAGCCGGAAAGUGAAACUCAGGAGCUUCACGCACUUCGACUUCGUCAUAUCAAAGGACGUUCGGUCUCUGGUCUACAAUCGCGUUGUUGACCUAGUUGCCACGAAAAAGAUUCAACAUCAAAGGCUAGCUCAACAUGGAAUUACAGAAAACUCACAUGAUUUCAUUAUUCCAAAUCAACAAAGACCGCAGUGGAAUCAAGGUCAAUCAGAUCAACAGAACAAUUUUUAUGGCGAUGAGACUCAGGAUAUUCUGAAAUAUCCAAACUCAGACCCGUCGGUUCAGCAUUCGAUAGAUGGCCAGAAAAAUAUACCACAGGGCACCUUCUUAAUUCCACCUGUACAAAAUCACUUCACGCAGCCCAACAUUGAAAUCGACGGGAAGCUGAAGACGGUUGAGCUUAUCAAGAAGUAUGGAUAUCCGGUAGAGACCCAUUUCGUGACCACAAAAGAUGGCUACAAGCUCUGCAUGCACCGCAUGCCGCGACCGGGUGCUCAGCCCAUUUUAUUAGUCCACGGACUCAUGUCCAGCUCAGCGGCUUGGGUGAUGAUGGGCCCGGCAAAUGGACUAGCCUACAUACUGUUCCAAAAGGGCUACGAUGUCUGGAUGCUGAACACCCGUGGCAAUAUCUACUCCAAGGAGCACACGAAAAAGUUUAUCAGUCCGAAAGAAUACUGGGACUUCUCCUUCCACGACAUCGGUACCAACGAUGUGCCAUCGUCCAUCGACUUGAUCCUGGAACGCACGAAUUUCCAGAAGAUUCAGUACAUUGGGCACUCCCAGGGCUCAACUGUAUUCUUCGUUAUGUGCAGCGAACUCCCCGAGUACUCCAGCAAAGUAAUGCUCAUGCAGGCCCUCUCCCCGACAGUGUAUAUGCAGCAGACUCGCAGUCCGGUGCUCAAGUUCAUGAGCUUUUUUAAGGGAUCCCUGAUGACGCUUCUUUUACAACUGGGAGGCUAUGCUAUCUCCCUGUCAACAAAGCUCAUUGAGCAGUUCAGACACCACAUCUGCCCGGCUAACGAGAUCACCAGUCAAAUUUGCGGAAUGUUUGACUUUGUCUUAUGUGGCUUCAAUUGGCAGGGCUUCAAUCGGACUCUGACUCCCAUCAUCGUCGGUCACGCUUCCCAGGGAGGCUCCACCAAGCAGAUCCAUCACUACGCCCAGCUGCACAUGAAUCUCUACUUCCGGCGCUAUGACCACGGUCUGGCUAAAAACCUCAUACGCUACAAAUCCUUCUCCCCACCAUCCUACAACCUGUCGCAGACGCAGUGCAGGGUGGUCCUGCAUCACGGGGCCAACGAUUGGCUGGCCUCUGGCUCGGACGUCACAAACCUGCAGCAGCGUUUGCCGAACUGCAUUGAGAGCCGGAAAGUGAAACUCGAGAGCUUUACGCACUUCGACUUCGUCAUAUCAAAGGACGUUCGGUCUCUGGUCUACAAUCGCGUUGUUGACCUAGUUGCCACGAAAAAGAUUCAACAUCAAAGGCUAGCCCAACAUGGAAUUACAGAAAACUCACAUGAUUCAUUUAUUCCAAAUCAACAAAGACCGCAGUGGAAUCAAGGUCAAUCAGAUCAACAGAACAAUUUUAAUGGCGAUGAGACUCACGACUUUAUGCAAUAUCCGAAUUCAGACCCGUCGGUUCAGCAAUCGAUUUAUAUUGGGGGCCAGAAAGAUAUACAACAGGAAACGUCAUUCAUGUCCCCUGUGCAUGAGCAGAUUCAACAUCAGAGGCCAGCCCAACACGGAAUUACAGAAAACUCAUUUUAUCCAUUCAUUCCAAAACUACCAAGACCGCAGUUGAGUCAAGGUCAAUAUGAGCAACAGAACAAUUUUAAUGACGAUGCGACUCACGACUUUAUGCAAUAUUCGAAUUCAGACCCGUCGGCUCAGCAAUCGAUUUAUGUGGGUGGCGAGAGAAAUUUACAACAGAGAACGUUCCUUAUACCACCUUUACAAAAUCACUUCACACAGGUCGAUAUUGAAAUCGACGGGAAGCUGAAGACGGUUGAGCUUAUCAAGAAGUAUGGAUAUCCGGUAGAUACCCAUUUCGUGACCACAAAAGAUGGCUACAAGCUCUGCAUGCACCGCAUGCCGCGACCGGGUGCUCAGCCCGUUUUACUAGUCCACGGACUCAUGUCCAGCUCAGCGGCUUGGGUGAUGAUGGGCCCGGCAAAUGGACUAGCCUACAUACUGUUCCAAAAGGGCUACGAUGUCUGGAUGCUGAACACCCGUGGCAAUAUCUACUCCAAGGAGCACACGAAAAAGUUUAUCAGUCAGAAAGAUUACUGGGACUUCUCCUUCCACGACAUCGGUACCAACGAUGUGCCAUCGUCCAUAGACUUGAUCCUGGAGCGCACGAAUUUCCAGAAGAUUCAGUACAUUGGGCACUCCCAGGGCUCAACUGUAUUCUUCGUUAUGUGCAGCGAACUCCCCGAGUACUCCAGCAAAGUGAUGCUCAUGCAGGCCCUCUCUCCGACAGUGUAUAUGCAGCAGACUCGCAGUCCGGUGCUCAAGUUCAUGAGCUUUUUCAAAGGACCCCUGACGACGCUUCUUUUACAACUGGGAGGCUAUGCUAUCUCCGUGUCAACAAAGCUCAUUGAGCAGUUCAGACACCACAUCUGCCCGGCUAACGAGAUCACCAGUCAAAUUUGCGGAAUGUUUGACUUUGUCCUAUGUGGCUUCAAUUGGCAGGGCUUCAAUCGGACUCUGACUCCCAUCAUCGUCGGUCACGGUUCCCAGGGAGGCUCCACCAUGCAGAUCCAUCACUACGCUCAGCUGCACAUGAAUCUCUACUUCCGGCGCUAUGACCAUGGUCCGACUAAAAACCUCAUUCGCUACAAAUCCAUCUCCCCACCAUCCUACAACCUGUCGCAGACGCAGUGCAGGGUGGUCCUGCAUCACGGGGCCAACGAUUGGCUGGCCUCUGGCUCGGACGUCACAAACCUGCAGCAGCGUUUGCCGAACUGCAUUGAGAGCCGGAAAGUGAAGCUCGAGAGCUUCACGCACUUCGACUUCGUCAUAUCAAAGGACGUUCGGUCUCUGGUCUACAAUCGCGUUGUAAACCUGAUUGUCACGAACUAGAAAGAGAGAUAAAUAUGAUUUGUUGUGAUAGAAUUCUUGACUGUGGAAGAGUUGAAUAAAAAACGAGAAGGAACGUGUGAGUCGCUUCUGGGGACGCGACUCUACUUAUACCCGUACUCAGUCAGUA
Drosophila obscura is the source of this 4736-nucleotide messenger RNA. RefSeq lists its product as uncharacterized. NCBI's taxonomy places the organism in Eukaryota, Metazoa, Arthropoda, Insecta, Diptera, Drosophilidae. The record is from RefSeq and is a predicted model, not a curated record. The coding region runs from base 38 to 4609 and encodes 1523 amino acids. The transcript is spliced from 10 exons. Gene Ontology annotation, biological process: lipid metabolic process.